Molecule: messenger RNA, 450 nt
Organism: Rotaria sp. Silwood1
Lineage: Eukaryota; Metazoa; Rotifera; Eurotatoria; Philodinida; Philodinidae
Source: the annotation of a GenBank genome assembly
AUGGGUUCACCAUUUACUAUGGUUUUAGCAAAUAUUUAUAUGUUAGAAUGGGAGCAAAAAUUAAUUCAACACCAAAAUAGACAUCAUGAAAUUUAUGGACGAUAUAUUGACGAUGUAUUUAUGACAACUAAUUUCUCCAAAGAAGAUAUUCUGAAAGAACUUGAUGAAACCAUUAGAACAGAUUCAAAUGUUAAAAUUACUACUACUAUCAGUCAAUCAUUAGAAUAUCUUGAUGUUACUAUUGAAAAUAAUAAUGGACAUUUAAAGAUAUCUAUUUAUCAUAAAUCAGCUUCAGAACCCUAUAUUCUACCUUAUGAAUCUGAUCAUCCAAGACACAUUCAUGCGAAUAUAAUUUAUACUGCAUUAGUGCAAGCUGCACGUAGCUGUUCCACUAUGGAAGAUUUUGAUAUGGAACGAUUAAGUACGGAAAUGAUAUUACUAUAUAGUUAA